UAUUGAACAAAUAUUUACAAGUAUCAAUGAUGCGCCGAGUAAUAUUGAGUUUACUGUAAAAGUGUCUUAUAUGGAAAUUUAUAUGGAAAAAGUCAGAGAUUUAUUUAAUCGUAAGAUUUAUUUAUUGUUUUAACAGCUAUGAAACAUUAAUAUAAAUAUAUAUACAUUUAUAUGUAUAUAUGUAUAUAUUUAUAUAUUUAUUUAAUAGCUUCUAAUGAUAACUUGGCUAUUCAUGAAGAUAAAACUCGUGGAGUAUAUGUAAAAGACUUGUAUGAAAUUUAUGUCGCUAAUACAAAUGAAGUAUACCAAGCCAUGAAAAAUGGUAGCGCUAAUCGUGCAGUCGCUUAUACUCAAAUGAAUGCUGAGAGUUCUCGAUCACAUUCUAUUGUGGUUAUCACAAUCACUCAAAAAAACCUAGAUACAGGUGCAGCAAAAAGUGGUAAACUUUAUCUUGUUGAUUUAGCUGGUUCUGAAAAAGUUGGAAAAACAGGUGCUUCUGGGCAAACACUUGAAGAAGCAAAGAAAAUUAAUAAAUCACUAACAGCCCUUGGUAUGGUGAUAAAUGCUUUAACCGAUGGAAAGUCAAGUCACAUUCCUUAUCGUGAUUCAAAAUUAACUCGUAUUUUACAAGAAUCGCUAGGUGGUAAUUCACGUACUACUUUAAUCAUUAACUGUUCACCUUCAUCUUAUAAUGAAGCUGAGACUAUCUCUACCUUACGAUUUGGUGUAAGAGCAAAGACAAUCAAGAAUAAGGCUAAAGUUAAUGCUGAUCUAUCUCCUGCUGAGUUGAAAGCACUUUUAAAGAAAGUCAAAUCAGAAACACUUACUUUCCAAGCUUAUAUUGCAGCUCUAGAAGAGCUUCCUCAGUUAUUGAAGACCCCUCUAGACCUACAACUCCUUCUGUGGUGUUAGAAAAAGAUGAACGUGAAGAGCUCUUGAAGCGAGAAAAUGAAUUAAUGGAUCAAAUUGCUGAAAAGGAAACCGAACUUGCAAACCGUGAGAAGUUAUUAGAAUCAUUAAAGGAAGAAAUGGGCUACUAUAAAGAACAAGAGGCAAUCGCUACUAAAGAAAAUCAGCAAAUGACUACUGAGUUAAACGAACUUCG
Cokeromyces recurvatus is the source of this 1105-nucleotide messenger RNA. RefSeq names its product P-loop containing nucleoside triphosphate hydrolase protein. Bases 172 to 912 code for a protein of 246 amino acids. The record is from RefSeq and is a predicted model, not a curated record. NCBI's taxonomy places the organism in Eukaryota, Fungi, Mucoromycota, Mucoromycetes, Mucorales, Mucoraceae. Gene Ontology annotation, biological process: microtubule-based movement. The transcript is spliced from 5 exons. Gene Ontology annotation, molecular function: microtubule binding; microtubule motor activity; ATP binding.